GCACCGAUCAUGAGUUUGCUUCUGCUGACCAAGCCCACCUCCUAUUGCAAGUCAACCAACCAUGUGUGGACGAUAUGCCCUAGGUCUGCAGCGUACUGAAAUACGCGCUUUACCCGGAUAUCCCAAUCUUGAAAUUGGUGAAUGGGUGAACGAAGACGAUUUCGUGCCCCACUACAACAUUGCACCAAACUCUCUGGCGCCUGUUAUUCGCAGGUGUAACGCUUCUUCACCCGACCUUCAAAUGCAGACCAUGCGAUGGGGCAUCCCUUAUGGUAAAGUUCAUGCGAAAAGUCAACAAGCCAUCAAUGCACGCUCGGAAAGCAUCAUGGAAGGCGCAGGGAUGUGGAACAAAUACCGAAGCAGUAAUCGCUGUGUUGUUGUUAGCCAGGGGUACUACGAGUGGCAGACAAAGGGCAAGGCCAAGCUUCCUCACUUCACGAAAUAUGCUGAUGGGAAGGUGAUGCUUAUGGCUGGACUUUAUCACGUCUCAGACGAAACCAUUCCAAAUUAUGUUUUUGCUAUAAUUACAACGAGCGCCAGCACAUCACUUAGUUGGCUGCACGACCGCCAACCUGUUAUUCUUACAUCUGACGCCGAUGUCACUAAGUGGCUCGAUACAAGUUCAAAUGCUUGGGCCGCCGAACUCGGCAAUCUGUUACGACCGGCUGGGGGCCUAAUAUGCUAUCAAGUUCCAAAGGAAGUCGGAAAAGUUGGUGCCGAGUCUCCCACCUUUAUCCAGCCCGUUGCGAUGCGCAAAGACGGUAUUGAGGCUAUGUUUGCAAAGCAAAGCACCAAACAAGGGGGAAAUAAGGAGGGCAUCAAGCGCAAGCGCAGUCCAUCUCCAGUCAUAUCAUCAGUGCAUUCUGAACCAGCCGGGGAGAGGGAUGAGAGUCAUAAGACAGAGUGCAAGAAGCUUAAAGUUGAAUAAUUUGUUGCAGGCAUACCACGCCGUAUUAUCACAGUAUUUGUGGCGCACAGUUGCAUAUCUACAGUAUGUCAUAACCCUAACCCUGAUUCAUGAGGCAAAGGUUGCUUGGCACUGCUUGCCAGCGCUCGGAUUC
Molecule: messenger RNA, 1061 nt
Organism: Suillus subaureus
Lineage: Eukaryota; Fungi; Basidiomycota; Agaricomycetes; Boletales; Suillaceae
Exons: 6
Coding region: 62-928 (288 amino acids)
Biological process (GO): DNA damage response
Molecular function (GO): single-stranded DNA binding
Source: RefSeq, a predicted model, not a curated record